UAACGUGUCACUAAGCAUGAUCAAGUGCUGUUGAUGCCACUGAGCCUGCUGUCCCCGGCAGGGUCGGUGCUAACUUACUCCUGCCUCUGGUGUCUGUGGCUGCCUUGUUUUCUGGCUGAAUGUGCAAUCCAGCACAUUAUCCCUAGUGAAAAAGGCAGCAGAGAGAUGCAGCAGGGAGUGGCAGAGCGUGGGAGGGCUGGGCUUGCCCCAUUUGGCUGCAGCCUGGAUUAGAACAACAUAAACAAUAUAAAAUCGUACCUCACAUUUUUUGGGACUGCAGAGGGAUUAACCUCGUGGAGUAGCCUCUCUCCAGCGCGACACUGUGUUUCCAGUGUGAUUCAAAUGGAGGGACAUCAGGUAUGUCUGUUUGUAGCCUCCUGCCCCAUGUGCCCAUUGCCCUUUGAAGAGUUGAGGUCUUUGAGGAGAGUGGCAGAGCUGGGGGUGAGGGAGCCAGCCUGGGAGAGCAGGGAGCUGCGAGCCAGGUAUGAGAGAGCUGCUUCUGUGCCUUUCGGUUACAAACCUGGCAGGAAUGUAGCCAGGGAGGGCGUGAGCUCAGUGGAUAGGAGGCAGGAAGAGCAGUCGGUCCCUUCCGUCUCCAUCUGCCUCUCCCAGCUUGGCCUUGGCCUUCCCCCACCCCUCUGAUUAUUCAUUAACUGCAGUCCAGGAAGCACUUUGCAAAUAGUGACAAUUAAGCCCUCUGCUUGAGGCCUGAGGUUUGCCUGACCUGGAGCUACCUUCUUCUCAGUCCGCCUAGGAACAGGCGGAGUUCAGGACUCUGCCCGUGCGGAUCAGUAGGACCCCGUGGGUUGAGGGUUGUGGUGCUUCCUCCACCAGCUCCUGUCAGUCCUCCAUCAGUGGGGAUCUGAGAGACGAGACCCUGAUGCCAUCCCGUGGGUGGUUUCACCGUGACCUGAGUGGGCUAGAAGCUGAAGCCUUACUGAAGGGACGGGGUGUCCAUGGGAGCUUUCUGGCCAGACCCAGUCGGAAGAAUCAGGGUGAUUUUUCUCUUUCAGUCCGGGUUGGUGAUCAGGUUACCCACAUCCGCAUCCAGAAUACUGGGGAUUUCUAUGACCUGUAUGGAGGGGAGAAAUUCGCUACCUUGUCCGAACUGGUGGAGUAUUACACACAGCAACAGGGCUCGCUGCAGGACAAGGAUGGAACCGUCAUCGACUUGCGAUACCCGCUCAACUGUUCCGACCCCACGACAGAAAGGUGGUACCAUGGGCAUCUGUCAGGUCCUGCAGCUGAGUCACUUCUCCAGGCCAAAGCCAUCCCUUGGACAUUCUUGGUGCGGGAGAGCCUCAGCAAACCCGGGGAUUUUGUCUUGUCUGUCCUCACUGACCAGCCUAAACCUGGGUCUGACGCUCCACCGGCUGGGGCUACCAGUGCCUCUGGGGCCCGGCUCAAAGUCACGCACAUCAAGAUCAUGUGCGAGAAUGGACGCUACACAGUUGGAGGUGCUGAAAUGUUUGACAGCUUGGCAGAUCUGGUCGAGCACUUCAAGAAGAUUGGAAUUGAAGAGAUGUCUGGCACCUUUGUAUACCUGAAGCAGCCCUACUAUGCUACAAGGGUGAAUGCUGCUGACAUUGAGAAUAGAGUGCAGGAACUGAACAAGAAGAGUCUAUCUGAGGAGACAUCCAAGGCUGGAUUCUGGGAGGAAUUUGAUAGUUUGCAAAAACAGGAAGCCAAGCACCUGUUUGACCGUCAUGAGGGUCAGAGACCUGAAAACAAGAGCAAGAACCGAUACAAGAACAUCUUACCCUUUGAUCACUCCAGAGUCAUCCUCAAAGGAAGGGACCCAAAUAUACCUGGAUCGGACUAUAUCAAUGCCAACUAUGUCAAGAACACCAUGAUCAGCCCAGAUGAGUGCACCAAGACCUACAUCGCAAGCCAGGGCUGCCUGGAAGCCACAGUCAAUGACUUCUGGCAAAUGGUGUGGCAGGAGAACACGCGCAUCAUCGUGAUGACGACGCGGGAGGUAGAAAAAGGGCGGAACAAAUGUGUGCCUUACUGGCCAGAGCUGGGCAGCACAAAGGAGUAUGGUCCCUACCUUGUGGAGAAUGCUGCAGAGCACGAUGCGUUGGAAUACAAACUGCGGCAGCUCUGUCUGUGUCCAAAGGAUAACGGUAAGGCUGUGCGUGAGAUCUGGCACUACCAGUACCUGAGCUGGCCUGACCACGGUGUACCCAGUGAGCCAGGAGGAGUCCUCAGCUUUCUCGACCAGAUAAACCAGAAGCAAGAGAGCAUCCCAGGUGCAGGGCCUAUUCUGGUGCAUUGCAGUGCUGGGAUUGGCCGCACUGGGACUAUCAUCGUCAUUGAUAUGAUAGUGGAAACAAUCUCCACCAAGGGGCUGGACUGUGACAUUGACAUCCAGAAGACCAUCCAGAUGGUGAGGGCCCAGCGAUCUGGGAUGGUGCAGACAGAGGCCCAGUACAAGUUCAUCUACAUGGCCAUCUGCCAGUUCAUAGAGGCAACCAAGAAAAAGCUGGAAAUUAUCCAGUCUCAGAAAGGCAAGCCAAACGAGUGUGAGUAUGGGAACAUCUCCUACCCCCCUGCAGUGAGGAAUGCACAUGCCAAGGUUUCACGAAAACCCUCCAAGCAGAAAGAGGAAUCAACGAUUUAUGAGAACUUGGGGAAAAAGGAGGAGAAGGUGCGAAAACAGCGCUCCUCAGAGAAGAAGCUGAAAGGCUCACUAAAGAAAAAAUAAUCAUAAUUUCAGGUAGCCCCAUGGCGGUUUUGAACCUGGACUGGACUGGAGCUCACAUCCUGACAGGCCUGUUUCACAUUCCUUGCUCUGGGACUGGAACUAGGCCUUCCCCUUCUCUUCCCUGCCAGCUUUCAGUGCCCUGAACCAGACUGCUUUCCAGCUCAGCUGACUGACUUUACGGUCCCUUGCCUGUGCGGGCGAGCAAAGUCUCUCACUGCCCCCUCGUCAUUCAUUAGCAGGAAAAAAACAAUCAGGCCCUUUCUUUCCUUUGUUCCCUGAGCACUGAGGCCCAAACUCACCUCUGCUGUGUCAGCUUCUUGAGGAACAGCUAAGGAAGGUCAUCACAGGAGCUGCCUCCCUGCCCACUGCUGGGAGUUAGUUUAGCUUGUUAGUGUUCCCUGAAGCCUCAGCUUUUAAAGUAUGGAGGUUUUGGCCUGUUUCAGCUCAGCUCCUCUGCAAUUCAAAGGAAGCUUCCUCUUUCCUUAAUACCAACCCUCUGCCCUACAAUCCUCCUACUCUGAUCCUUCAAAUGGGUGCUGUAAAUAUACCAGAAUUGGAUGUGAUGGUCACGUUUUCUUGUUGGUUUGUAAAUAAACUUGUAUUUGUUUGA
Molecule: messenger RNA, 3317 nt
Organism: Myiozetetes cayanensis
Lineage: Eukaryota; Metazoa; Chordata; Aves; Passeriformes; Tyrannidae
Gene: PTPN6
Product: protein tyrosine phosphatase non-receptor type 6
Exons: 16
Coding region: 881-2707 (608 amino acids)
Biological process (GO): protein dephosphorylation
Molecular function (GO): protein tyrosine phosphatase activity
Source: RefSeq, a predicted model, not a curated record